GGCCGGGCCGGGUCGGGGCUCCCUGGGCGCUGCUUCAGCCCUGCUUUUCCCUCCGCAGGCUCGGCGGCAGCAUGUGGCGGCGGCCGGCGUGGCAGGUGUUACGCCAGUUUGUAAGACAUGACUCUGAUACGGUUACCUCAUUGGCACUUGAAAGAUCCAUGAAUCGUGUUCAGCUGCUUGGUCGUGUUGGACAGGACCCUAUCAUGAGGCAAGUGGAAGGAAAAAAUCCUGUUACCAUAUUUUCCCUUGCAACCAAUGAGAUGUGGCGGACAGGAGAUAGUGAAGUGGGCCAGGGAGCUCAGGUACUUGAUACCAACACGUGAGAAAAGAAAUCCUGCCAAAGACUCUUCUGUUCUUGGGCUCUGCACAGCAUGAGACCACAAAUACACGUGGUGGAAUGAGCACCCACGGCUGCUUCAGUGGAAUAUUUUUUAAAAGCCAGGAGUAUAACUCGCGGAGCUGCUGUCAUCCCAGCUUCUGCCGUGCCAUUGCACACCCCUACAAAGCAGAACUAAAAUCUGAGGCUCAUUUCCUCAAGUUAGCUCUGUAAUUAUAACAGCCAUGCCUCACACAGCAACAAAGCUGAAGGGGAAGCUGCUGGAGUUUAAUCUUUCCUCUGGUAUUUCUAUCCCAGCUUUGCUUGGCCAGGAGCUGCUCAGGGCUGAAUUGAGCAGGACAAUGAGACUAUUAAGCACUUUGGCUUUGUUUUGCAUGCUAUGGAAACCCUAAUUCCCUCCUGGGAGAGGAUCUCUGUAAGAGGAGCAUCUGCAAGAGAAAGCAGCUGCCUCUCCAGGGAUAAGGAGCCUUGCAUCCCAUGUUUCACACUGCUCAGCUCAGACAGCUCCUCACCAGUUAUGCUAGAGAAGAUGGAGUCUUCAAAGUUGGUUGAGUUAAAAUGAGGGAAUAUUACUUCAUCUGUGUGCACAGAAAAUAUUUUACCUAGAAUCAGUCGUACUUUCCAUGUGCUCUUUUCCCUCCCAUUCUGUCUUGUAUGAAAACUAACAAAAAUUGCUAUGAAAUUUAUUUUAGGUGAAAUGUGAUUCAAAAAGGCUACAACAUGAAAUCUUUCAUUGCCUGAUGUGAAAUCAGGCAUUACUUGCAGUGUGUCUAUCAAAUGUUUUGAAAAUAGUCAGGCUUAGUGGCCAAAUGCAAACAAGGUCCAAGCAAUACGCCCAGCAUUCAAACCCCAUGCUGUUCCCAGCCCAGCUGUGACUUCAGGCUGAGCACCAGCUCACUGCCUGCCAGAGACUAGCAAAAAAUAUUCCUCUCCAAAAUGUCUGGCCUCAAUAAUACUGGGUGGUUUCUCUCCUG
This is a messenger RNA of Hirundo rustica (Barn swallow), 1311 nucleotides long. Its product is annotated as single-stranded DNA-binding protein, mitochondrial. The transcript has 4 exons. The record is from RefSeq and is a predicted model, not a curated record. Gene Ontology annotation, cellular component: mitochondrial nucleoid. The coding region runs from base 72 to 323 and encodes 83 amino acids. Lineage: Eukaryota; Metazoa; Chordata; Aves; Passeriformes; Hirundinidae. Gene Ontology annotation, molecular function: single-stranded DNA binding. Gene Ontology annotation, biological process: mitochondrial DNA replication; positive regulation of helicase activity.